Misgurnus anguillicaudatus (oriental weatherfish) is the source of this 3342-nucleotide messenger RNA. RefSeq names its product fucosyltransferase 8a (alpha (1,6) fucosyltransferase) (gene fut8a). Gene Ontology annotation, cellular component: Golgi cisterna membrane. Gene Ontology annotation, biological process: protein N-linked glycosylation. Lineage: Eukaryota; Metazoa; Chordata; Actinopteri; Cypriniformes; Cobitidae. Gene Ontology annotation, molecular function: glycoprotein 6-alpha-L-fucosyltransferase activity; protein binding. The record is from RefSeq and is a predicted model, not a curated record.
GGUUCUUCCACCAGCCAAAUUACACUUGCACACAUGCAGUAAUUUGGUGCAGAAUGGUAAGGGCCUAAUGAUGCUGAAACUCAUCACCCCCGUGAUGAAAAGACUUGCGUGUAGAGUGGAGUGUGAAGAUGUGCAAGCACCAUCAGGCCCAGCGCUGAGUGAACUUCUCCUGGGUCUUGUCUGGCAUAAGGAGGAGGGAGCAAUCCUCGUGUGUCACAACGGAGCACAUUUAUAGGAGGCAGUCUAUAGUCUGAGGCAGGAACCCUCGGAGAGGCCCUGGAGCAAGAGGAACUAAUCUGAGCCAUCAAAGUUCUCAGAGGAUCUCAGAGAGACAGGCGCAAAACAAGAUCCACUCAUACUCGAACACUUCGCUUCUUCUUCUCGAGGGCCCGGUGCUAUGAUAUAACCUCCAGGUGUCUACCAGCACACAAGAGAGCUUCAGCGACCCUUGACAUCCCCCUCCACUGUGGAGGAGCCCUGUGGUGGUGCAUUGCUGUUGGGGUGAGCAUGCCUCAGAAUCCUGCUUUGUGAAAGGAGUGUGUGCUGGGCAGCAGUAGGCGCCAUGCGUCCGUGGUCGGGCUCGUGGCGCUGGAUCAUGCUGGUGCUGCUGGCCUGGGGCACGCUGCUUUUCUACAUCGGGGGUCACCUUGUGAAGGACAACGAUCAUCCGGAACGGUCAAGCAGGGAGCUCUCCAAGAUCCUGGCCAAGCUGGAGAGACUGAAACAGCAGAAUGAAGAUCUGAGACGCAUGGCAGAGACACUCAGGUUGCCGGAUGGACAAGCAGAUGGUGGUCCUGGAGCCUUGGGUAAAUUACGUAACCUAGAAGAGCAACUGAUCAGAGCUAAGGAAAAGAUCAACUCUUACCGGAGUCUCCCUGCUGAUGGCCCAGGAAAGGACCAGGAGGAGUUAAGGCGAAAGGUAGAGAACGGCGUUAGAGAACUGUGGUAUUUCGUACGGAGCGAAGUAAAGAAACUCGGACAGGUGGAGACUGGAGCUGUACAGAAACAUGUCGACACUCUCCUGCAGGACCUGGGACACCAACAGAGGUCCGUCAUGACUGACCUGUAUCAUCUGAGCCAGGCAGAUGGGGCUGGAGACUGGAGAGAAAAAGAGGCGAAGGAGCUCUCUGACCUGGUGCAGAACAGAAUCACGUACUUACAGAACCCUCAGGACUGCAGUAAGGCGCGUAAGCUGGUGUGUAACAUCAAUAAAGGUUGUGGUUACGGUUGCCAGCUCCAUCAUGUGGUUUACUGCUUCAUGAUCGCCUACGGCACGCAGAGGACACUCAUACUAGAGUCACAGAACUGGCGUUACGCCACUGGCGGAUGGGAAACGGUUUUCAAACCCGUGAGUGAGACCUGUACAGACCGGACUGGUGCAUCAACUGGACACUGGUCUGGUGAAGCCAACGAUCGGGACAUUCAGGUCAUCGAGUUGCCCAUCGUGGACAGCCUCCACCCUCGCCCCCAGUACCUGCCCCUGGCCAUCCCGGAGGAUCUCGCAGACCGGCUACAGAGGCUUCAUGGAGAUCCGGCCGUGUGGUGGGUGUCUCAGUUCGUCAAGUACCUGAUCCGCCCUCAGGCCUGGCUGACGAAAGAAAUAGAAGAGACCACCGCCAAGCUGGGGUUCAAGCAUCCUAUCAUAGGGGUGCAUGUGCGGCGGACAGAUAAGGUGGGGACGGAGGCAGCCUUCCACCCCAUAGAAGAGUACAUGGUGCACGUAGAAGACCAUUACAAGAGCCUGGCCCAGCGCAUGCACGUGGAUAAGAAACGCGUUUACCUUGCCACAGACGACCCCUCUCUGCUGCAGGAGGCCAAGACCAAGUAUCCUGAUUAUGAGUUUAUAAGUGAUAAUUCAAUUUCAUGGUCGGCCGGGCUACACAACCGCUACACGGAAAAUUCACUGCGAGGAGUAAUCCUGGAUAUCCACUUCCUGUCUAGAACCAACUUCCUGGUGUGCACCUUUUCCUCACAGGUGUGUCGAGUGGCCUAUGAGAUCAUGCAAACUCUCCACCCGGAUGCCUCUUCCUACUUCUACUCCCUCGAUGACAUCUACUACUUUGGCGGCCAGAACGCCCACAACCAGAUCGCCAUCUACCCCCACCAGCCGCGCAACAACGAAGACAUCCCGCUGGAGCCCGGAGAUGUGAUCGGGGUAGCGGGCAACCAUUGGGACGGCUAUUCCAAGGGCAUCAACCGCAAAACGGGCCGCACCGGCCUUUACCCCUCUUAUAAAGUCAAAGAGAAAAUCGAGUUAGUGAAGUAUCCCACGUACCCAGAGGCGGACAAACAGCUGAAGAAACAGUAGAUGAGAUGGUAUAAAUACUUGCAUACUGAAAUAAGAAAACCCUGGACCAUACGGACAGAAAUGCACUUUGUGUGAAUGUGUAUGAAUGUGUUUGUGUGUGUAUGUAUGUGUGUGUGUAUUGUCUAGGGCUUGUUUACAGGGUUUUGGAGACGUUUCUAACCCUGGUGCUUGGACCACGAGUCCCUUUGAAUUGAAAUCAGAGUUGUGGAGGACUACAGGAACUUGAAAAGACAAAGUGGAUGAACUUAAAAACAAUGGAAGGCACUGUACUGUAGGUACUUUCUAAUUAAUCUCCGGGAAAUGAAGGGAACGGAUACAUUUAUUUAAGAACAUUAUUGGAAGUGACUCUGCAACCCGAACUGAUCAUGAAAAUAGGAAUUAUUAACCCGGUUACUCUUUCCUCUUAUGCUCUUAUACCUCCUCGUGCACAAUGAUGGCAUUCUGUACUUGGCCACACUCCACCUGUUUCUCUCCGAUCUUCACGCCACCACUAUGCCAACUGAUGCUGUACUGUUCUUCACACCCAUGAGCUAUUAAUUUUCACUGCCAUACUGUGCUUUUAAAUGUGACUUAUUGCUGUUUUCAUUUUAAUUGUAAGGUUUAUCAUGUGUUCGUGUGUAUGUGCGAAGUGGAAAACAGUGCCUAUAAGGGCGGACGACUGACUUUAGGAAUUCCAAGAGAUUUGACUCUGGAGCCUUACGGAUCAACCUUUCCACACAGAUUUACACUCCACCCCCUUUUCCACAAGGUGUCUUAUCCACACGCACCCCUCCAUCAUGUUUUUAAAGAGAUCAUUUUAUGUUGUCGCGUUUUAAAAUAUAAAACAGAUAAGAUAAGAAAAAAAUGACAUAUGAAGAUGAUGAUACUAAUAUUAUUAAUGAUGAUGAUAUGAGAUGAGAAAGAGUAAAUAUGGUAACAAUGACACUUGCUGUCAUAAAUUUGAAUUAAACAUGAAGGAAUUGUUCAUUGUUUUAUGUUUGCGGGCAUUGUCUUUGGUAAGCAGGUCAAAUAAACUUGAUCGGCUACUACUGUAA